AUGCACGGCUCAUUCUCAUCCCAGGCCUAUGAGGGAAACCAGGUACUCAGCUGGAGCAAGCCAAAGUCUGAUGUCUUCUUUCUUAGCCGAGCAGAACCUCACUAUAUGACUAGUCCCCCGGAAUUCAAUGAAGGUGCCGAUGAAUUGAGGCUGUCAAAUGGAACUGGACCCUGCUCUGGGAGAGUGGAAGUAAAACACAAUGAGACAUGGGGAACUGUGUGUGAUGGUGACUGGUCCAUAGAAGAUGCUGAAGUUGUUUGUAAGCAAAUGCAAUGUGGAUCUGCUGUUCAGGCCCUCAACCGAGCUCCUUUUGGAGAAGGAUCUGGCCCAACGUGGCUGUACCGAGUUGACUGCCGUGGUGAUGAACGUGCCCUCUGGAGCUGCCCACACGCAGGAUGGGGUGCCUUCACCUGCCCCCACUACUUUGAUACUGGCGUGACGUGCGCAGGUUUCUCUGGGCUGCGCCUGGCCGCAGGGCAGACUGCCUGCUCGGGGCGUCUGGAGGUGCAGCACCAGCAGAGCUGGGCUGCAGUGUGUUUUUCACACGUCGAUUUCCAAACCGCCUCCGUCAUAUGUCAGGAGUUAGAGUGCGGCCAGGCUGUGGAUGUUCUGAGAGGAGCUCACCUUGGAGACAGUCACGAGCUGACCUGGCAGGAGGAGUUCCGCUGCGUGGGGAACGAGACGCGCCUGGCGCACUGCCCCCGGACGCUGCGCCGCGGGCACGCCUGCUCUCAUGGUGCCACCGUGGUAUGCUCAGGUGAGGCUGGGCUGAUGGAUGUAAGGCUGGCAAACGGCAGCAACGCAUGCUCAGGAAGAGUAGAGCUUCUUCAUGGAGGCACAUGGGGAACCCUGUGUGACUACCUGUGGGAUCUACCAGCUGCCAACGCCCUGUGCCAGCAGCUGGACUGUGGAGUUGCCCUGCUGGUACCAGGUGGCCAGUCCUUCGGGCAGGGGAACGGCUCUGUGUGGAACGGCACCUUCAGCUGCAGGGAUGGCUCCCAGCCCAGAGGCUGUCCUGUGAGUGUGCUCGGCCAGGACGAGUGCCCUGCUGGGAACGACGCCCGUGUGGUCUGUUCAGGGUGCCCAGGGGGCAGGUUGGUGGGUGGCACCACGUGCUCUGGCAGAGUGGAGAUCCGCCACGGAGACACGUGGGGAAGACUCUGCCGCUCCCAGUGGACCCUGCAAGCUGCCAACGUUCUCUGUCGCCAGCUGAACUGUGGCUAUGCCAGAUCAAUCCAGACAGGAGAACACUUUGUCGAGGGGAACGGGCCUGUGUGGAGAGAUGCUUUUCACUGUGAAGGGACAGAGUCCUGCCUGUGGGAUUGUGCUCAGGUGACUCUGGGCAAUCCAAACUGUUCAGAAGCAGCCACCGUUAUUUGCUCAGGUCUUGCAGAGCCACUGAGACUCUCGGGUGGUGAGAGCCGCUGUGAGGGGCGAGUUGAGAUCUCGCUCCAUGGCGUGUGGAGCAGAGUCCUGGAUGAUGACUGGGACAUUAAGGAUGCUCAGGUGGUAUGCAGGCAGCUCCAGUGUGGAAUUGCUCAGAAAGCCUACUCCCUUCCCAAAUCCGAGCGAGGUGUGGGUCUUGUUGGCUUACGAAGUGUGCAGUGUGCUGGAAAUGAGACUGAGCUGAUGCUCUGUAAGACCUCCCGCUCUCAGACGGCGCCCAUGGGAGUUGCUGAAGACGUUGGUGUGAUCUGCUCAG
Messenger RNA from Merops nubicus (carmine bee-eater), 1702 nucleotides. RefSeq names its product scavenger receptor cysteine-rich type 1 protein M130-like. The annotation marks the transcript as partial. The record is from RefSeq and is a predicted model, not a curated record. The transcript has 6 exons. Lineage: Eukaryota; Metazoa; Chordata; Aves; Coraciiformes; Meropidae. Gene Ontology annotation, cellular component: membrane.